Molecule: messenger RNA, 1551 nt
Organism: Saccoglossus kowalevskii
Lineage: Eukaryota; Metazoa; Hemichordata; Enteropneusta; Harrimaniidae
Biological process (GO): proteolysis
Molecular function (GO): serine-type endopeptidase activity
Source: RefSeq, a predicted model, not a curated record
AUGCUGGACUACACGGCCAGUUUGGAAGAAAUCUCGUGGCGUGUUGAAGAAUUGCAAGAAGACGACAAAGCUCCAUUAAAGAAAGCUGGACAGGGAAUGACAGUGCCGUUCAAUUACAUCGUCGUUCUGAAGGAAGGAUAUCUUCGUAUGGCAGUUGAUGAUAUAAUUCAAAAUGUAUUCAACUUCUGUGAAGCUCAUGAACUAGUGUGCGUUUCGGAAUACCAGUACUAUACGGUUUUCAGUGGGUUUCACAUGGAGAUGCCGAAUAUCGUGAUGGAAAUGAUUCGGCAAUUGAAAGAGGUGUCUUUUGUUGAAGAAGACCAAAUUUUUCAACUGGAGUACGCAUCAGACGAAGACGUCAACGAUCUUGAAGCCACCGUGGAAGUUGACGAUGACGAAGGCGAUGGGAAUAAGGAAGCACUACAAGAAGAGCUGUUGGACGAGGACCGGAAGAAGGGAGUGCCACCCAAGAAGCGAGAAACCAGAAGAGAGAGAAGAGAAAGGCUGGAAGCAGAAAUGACGGCUGAACAAAGACUAGAGUUACGUAAACAGCGACGAUUGAUGGAACUUGAUGGGAUCAGAAUAGAAGCAUUCAACGCUAGGAACAGGACUGUGGUGUGGAAUCUUGAUAGGCUUGACCAACGUAUUUUACCUACCGAUGAUAAAUAUGAGCCUGCCGGUACCGGUGAGGGCGCCCAUAUAUACAGCAUAGGGACUGGUAUACGUUUAAGUCAUAAGGAAUUCGAAGGAAGAGCAUCCAUGUUUUUUGAUCUUCAUGCGGACGAGGAACAUCCUGACUGUCAUGGUCACGGUACUCAAGUCGCAGGCAUCGCUGGAGGCAAGAAGUAUGGUGUUGCUAAGAAGGUAUCUCUACUAGCCGUGCGUGUUUUCACAUGUGGUGGUUACUCACAAACAAAACACAUAAUGGCCGGUUUUGAUUACAUCGCCGAGCAUGGAAAGAAGGGUCCCAUACAGAUGCCGUUCCUUGGCGCAAGAUCAAACGUCACCGAUUUAGGAGUAAACAACUUGUUUAAAUUAGGAUUUCUCUCUAUAGCGCCCGCUGGAAACAACCAGGGAAAUGGAUGCUUCCUAUCGCCGUGCAGAUCAGCGGGGGGUCUUUGUGUUGCUGGGUUACGGGACGAUUUCCAGGAUGAGCGUGUGCAUUAUUCAAAUCACGGUCCUUGUGUUGAUAUCUUCGCACCCGGCGGUUAUUGUGAAGCCGCCUACCACACACACGACGACAUCAUUCGGCGAUGGGCUGGCACUUCCUUUAGUGUCCCUCACGUAGCAGGUGUCGCAGCGAUAAUUUGGGGCAACGAACCGGACCUGACCGCAGCUGAGGUCAGACAGAGGAUUCUGGACGACGCCAGUGAAGUGCCGUUGAGAUUCGCAUUGGAUUCACCACAAUUGAUUCUCUACACAUCAGCCAACCCACAACCACAGCACGAAUUCACCCCUGAAGAAGCUGAGUGUUACAGGGAAGGAUGUGAACAAUUUUUCCCGUUCCCAGAAGGCGUCGAGCUGCCCCCGCCAAUAGAGGAAGAAGAAUGA